UAAUAUUGGCGGUUUUUUCAUAUGUUGUUUAUUUAUUUUAUUUUUAAUCCUUUAUUCACGUCAAAUAGAGAAAUAAUUAUUUUAUAAGGGAAUUCAGUGUGAUAAAAAAAUAUUAAGAAAAAGUGUACAGUUACUGCAGUAGUGUAUUUAAAUUAUUCAUCAUAACUAUACAGAGGAAAUUCCCCCAACAAUUUUUAAAUAAGCAAUUUUAAAAGAUAUUAUCAUGGGGGAUUUUCCAGACCCCGAUGAAGAAUAUGAACUUAUGUAUUCCGAUGAUCUUGAACUCAUUCGUGAGAUUGAUGAUGGCACAGAUUCAAAAAUAGUCAAAAAUAAGGUUUUGCCAGCGAAGAGAAGUCUAGAUUUCUCAAGUCCAGUACAAAAACCUCAAUUAAAUAAUAAACAAAAUAGUGUAAAUGAGUCAAUUUUAUCAGAAAGCUCUCAAUCUCCAUCAGAAAUCAUUAGCACAAUUCCAAGUAAGAGAACCGCUGAAGAUCUUUUUGGUGACAUCAAUGAUAUAGACUUUGAUGACUUAGGCUUACCGAGUAAAAGACAAAAGACUGAAGAAGAAAAUGAUUUAGAACUGAUCAACAAGAUUAUUGAGGGUCGAAAAAUGAGACAAAUGUUAUCCGAACCGAACAGAGCAUUAUUAGAAAAUAUGCCUUAUUAUAGUGCCAGUAAAAACUUGUCACUGAAAAUACCAAAGUGGGCCUUCAUGCCGUUUACAAAUUGGGAUGGAGAUAGGGUUUAUGUUCGCAUGGAGUCUGAGGAUAGCUGGGAAGACUCCCUAGAUCUUGCACCAGAUCAGAUCUCUUUGAAGUCUAUGUUCACACCAGUUUGGGAGGAGGCUCGGAAAAUAUUGGAAGCCAAGCGAAAUAGAAUUGAAAAUGAUUCAGUUCAAGAAAUCACAGAUGAUAAACAGGACUUCACCGAUCUUUGGGUUGAGAAGUACAAACCUAAGUCCUACAUUGAUUUGCUAUCGGAAGAACCUGUGAACAGGUGUCUGUUACACUGGCUUCAUUUGUGGGAUAAGAUAGUUUUCAACAAAGAUCUCAAAAGCGUCGAGCCGCAACAACGUAAUUCAUUCAGCAAACGAACUGGGCAAUUCCAAUUGAGCAACAAGUGGCGUAACAAGAAGGAUGAACCGGAAAUGGAUGAAGAUGGGAGACCGCAUCAUAAAGUGGCACUCGUGUGUGGACCCCCAGGUGUUGGCAAAACCACAUUGGCGCAUCUAUUGGCUAGACUAGCUGGUUACAGACCGGUGGAAUUGAAUGCGUCAGACGAGAGGAGUACGGAUCAGUUUAAAAACGCAUUACAGAGCGCAACACUCAUGAGAUCUGUUUUGGAUGCUGAGAAACGACCUAACUGCCUGAUAUUGGAUGAAAUAGACGGAGCUCCUAUCCAGACAGUAGAGUUACUUGUGAGGUGGUGUACGGCUAAGAGGGAUGAGGGGAAGAAGAAAAGCAGGGUCCAUGUGUUGAAGAGGCCUGUUAUAGCUAUCUGUAAUGACUUAUAUGCAACAUCUCUAAGGCCUUUGAGGCCAAUAUCCCUGAUAGUGACUGUGGGUGCCGUGUGUUCAACACGUCUAAGCUCGCGUCUCAAUCUGGUGGCCAAGUGUGAGCGUGUUCAUGUUGCUGCGAGGGCUUUGACAGCGUUAGCGGCACGAGCCAGAGGUGAUGUACGGUCAGCGCUGCACGCUCUAAGCUUCUUAAGGGCUGGAGGCAGGAACGGGGACCAGAUUAAGGUAGAAGAUGUAGAGAAUAUAGCCAUUGGUACCAAAGACAACUCUCAGAGUGUGAUGCAAGCUCUACAAACAGUAUUCACUCUCAACAAUAAUGAUCAUGAGGCGGUGUUGAAGGUUAUCCAGGCCGCUGGGGAAUAUGAGAGAAUAGCCGACGGCAUUUUUGAGAACUACCCCUGCUCCCGUUCAGAUUCAAGACUUCUGGUUUCGUGCGCCAUCAGCGAACUGCUGGCUUUGUUCGACAUAACCAGCAGCUGGAUCCUCCGUACUUCCAACUACAGUAUGUACGGAGUACUGCCAUCUCUGCUGGCCAGGUGUCACGGUAUUCUGGCCACCCGUCAACCACCAAGAGUGAAAUUUCCACUUACUUCACAGGAGAUGUCCCGUAAGAAGACGGAGUUGGACAGCAUCCUGUGGUCCAUAUGGCGUGGGUCAAGUGUUUACAACACGAAGAAAUCUCUCAAGCUAGAUAUCGUUCCACUUCUCCCAUAUAUCUUAUCUCCCAUGCUCAGAUCAGCUAAUAUACAGUUAUGCUCUGAUAGCGAGCGGAAGUCGGUGUUGUCGUGUGCUGGAGCUAUGUGUGAUUACGGACUAACGUACAUACAGCGACGGGAACAGGCUGGCUACGAACACGUUAUAGAGCCCGACCUUUAUAGGCUGGCUUUGUUCGGUCCAGAAGACAGAAUGCGUCCUUCACCAGCCGUUCGCCAAGCUAUAGCAGCACAACAACAGUUAGAAGUCAUCCGACGGAAUGAAGAUAUGAUGAACAGAACUUCCGGAAGAACAGAAGAGAAGUGUGAAAGGAGAGCUCCAAAGAAAGAAGUUUCAGUGGUUGGAGUGAAAGAGUCCAGAUUACCAAAUCACUUGCAGCGGUUGCAGCCCAAAGCUAUUGAACGUGCCUUACCUCAGGUACAGAAGGACUUCUUCGGCAGGAUCGUGCAGGUAGCUGAGGUACAGAAACAGGACGGUGUCUCGGAUGUGAUCACAUCAGCUGUCUUCUAUCAGUACCGAGAGGGGUUCAACAAUGCCGUGCGACGGAACGUCCGCGUGAGGGACCUGAUGUGACCGUCACAUAUUUCAAACUUAAAAUAUAAAUCUUAAUUCUGUAUAUUCUCGGCAUAAAUGUAUUUUUAAUAAAUAAAUAAAUUAUCUGU
Danaus plexippus (monarch butterfly) is the source of this 2892-nucleotide messenger RNA. RefSeq names its product chromosome transmission fidelity protein 18 homolog (gene cutlet). Gene Ontology annotation, molecular function: ATP binding; ATP hydrolysis activity. NCBI's taxonomy places the organism in Eukaryota, Metazoa, Arthropoda, Insecta, Lepidoptera, Nymphalidae. The coding region runs from base 224 to 2803 and encodes 859 amino acids. The transcript is spliced from 16 exons. The record is from RefSeq and is a predicted model, not a curated record.